Messenger RNA from Arabis nemorensis, 726 nucleotides. The record is from the annotation of a GenBank genome assembly. Lineage: Eukaryota; Viridiplantae; Streptophyta; Magnoliopsida; Brassicales; Brassicaceae.
AUGGGAUUGGAUUCUCCUUCAGGUGGUCAUAUGAGUCAUGGGUAUUACACACCAGGUGGAAAGAAAGUCUCUGGUGUGUCUAUAUUCUUUGAGAGUUUUCCAUAUAAGGUUGAUCCUCGUAUAGGGUAUAUUGAUUAUGAUAAGCUUGAGGAGAAGGCGCUUGAAUAUCGUCCCAAGAUACUUAUUUGUGGAGGGUCCCUCCCUAGGUUUAGGCAUGUUGCAGACAAAUGUGGACAUGUUCUUAUGUUUGACAUGGCACAAAUUAGCGGUCUUUUGGCUACCAAGGUGAUUGAAAAAGGGAAAAAGAAGGCCACAAAGUUCCGAAAUAUCAAACUGCAUAGGGUUAGCGACAAUCCUUUGCCUACUGAAAAGUUCACUGCCUCAAACUGGCCCUCAAUUGGUGGAGAUACUUUGAAAGCCUUAGCUGGGAAAGUCUCGGCAGAUUAUGACUUUAUAGAGACCGUUGAAGAUGAUUCUCUAGAAAAAAGUAGUCAAGAUGAUACAACUGUUGAAUCAGACACAUCUGCUUUUGGAAUAGCAUUUGAUCCGUUUGGAGGGAGUGAAAGUGGAAAGGAGGCAUGCCAUGCAAUUGCUUCAUUAUGUCAAGGAAGUAAUGUGUCAGGCAAAGAUAGUCGUGUCCACUGCUCCCUGAAUAUUAACACCGCAACUGUGCACCUAUCAGCUAGAGGGCCAAAUUUGCGGGUACAUGGCGUGAACUUAACCUAA